GAAAGACGCAUUUGGCAAAUUUUAAAUAAUGUAUUUGUUUUCGUGAAGUAAGUGUACAUUUUGGACAUGGACAAAGAUUAUGAUGACCAAGACUUAAACUCUAGUCCGGAAAUACGAAGAGGUUUAUGUAAAUCUGACAAUAACGAUUCCCUAUUUCGAGAUUUAUAUCAGUUUCCUCUUUCACCAGAUAUCAAGAACUCAACACUCAAUGCCGGUGAUGGCGUUAAUAUCACUGAUGUUUCCCAACUAAAGUUUAGUCCUAUAUAUUCACCGUCUUAUAAGAGUUCAUUGGUUGACAAUAGUGGCUUUGAUCCACUGGACUCUAAUGACACUUCCUUUGACCAUCGCUCAAGUUUAUUUGAUAAUUCUGAUAAUACGACGUAUCAUAAUGCUUUGAAAUUGAAAAGAAUACCAGAGAUUUCCAUAAGCCAAAUUCCUGAGAGUGAACAGUCUCGAAAAAGUCUAACUGGUUUUAGUGAAAACAAUGAGAUUAAAAAGCAGUAUUCUUUUGACAUACAAAAACAAGUAACCCCAAAUCUUCUGCUGAGGACUAAAAAUUUCAUGAAGAAACACCAUAGUUGCAUUGAUACCCCUCCAGCUCAUUGGAUAUCAGCACCAGUGGCCUUAACACCAAAUCGUGAUCUAGUUCACAGCUGUUCUUCCAUAGAGAAUGAAGUUUGUUUUUUGGUUAAUCAAGUACAGAGUACAGACUUUAUCACUUCAGUACAAUAUGCUCCGAAAUGUUAUAUAAAAUCACUCGAUUACUCACCUUCAUUUAGAACACCAUUUAAUGAGAUUGAUAACCCACCAAAACUACCGAAAUUCGAAGAUAACCUAACUGCUACAGUGAGUGAAGUGCGUGCGUGGAUAAACAAAAUAAUUGACGACAUUUAGUUAAAAUCCAUCACAGAUAUGAAGAUCAUAAUAUAUAUAUUUUUGGAAUUGAUCCAGUAGAAGACUGUGCUUACUGGUUUCUUCUUUUUAGUAAAACGAACUUAAUAUAAUAUUUUGUGUUGAA
Messenger RNA from Schistosoma margrebowiei, 1018 nucleotides. NCBI's taxonomy places the organism in Eukaryota, Metazoa, Platyhelminthes, Trematoda, Strigeidida, Schistosomatidae. The record is from the annotation of a GenBank genome assembly.